AUCAUCACCCCCUCCACCCCCACCAUCAUCCUGACCUUUUGACCCGUCACUUCUAAUCUAUAUCUCAUAAUCAUCAUGUCGACGCGUUCUUGGAAAGCCGUCGUGCCUGAGGGAGCGUUCUGGCAGUCCCUGGACCCGGUCAUCAGCAGCACCGUCGUCGGCCACCUCUCUCCCGCCGAACUGAACCAUCCCAGUCUCGACCCCUCCUUGUCCAACCCUGAAAAGCUUGCCCUCCUCGAAAAGACUCUGAUCCAAAAGCUUCCCCUCGUCGACAACGACUACACGAGAACCCAGAGCCUGAACUCUGCCCUCUUCCAUAUCUACCGCGGCACCGGCGAUCUCGAAAAACAAGAGAAGGUGCUCCUCCAGCUCGUGGACAACUCCAGUCCAAACGGACCCGGUCUCCCCGCUCUGCAGAACCUCGCAGCACUGUAUGAAGAAAAGGGUGAGCACGCCAAAGCGGAGGAACUCGCUCGAGAGACCUUGCCGCUCCUCCAGGGCCAUCCAGUGCUGGGCAAGGAUAGCCCCCAGUCGCUGGGGUCUCUGCGGAUCUUGAUAAAUGCUUUGUGGAAGCAGGGAAAGACCGAGGAAGCGGAACAGGCGAUUCAGGAGGCUAGAAGCAGUAUUGGCCGCUUGGAGGGGGGACAGUUCGCGGCCUAUCAGCAGGAGGAGAAGGACGCGCUUGACAAGGUGGUCGCAGAGUUGAAGAAGUAAUGGAUUUUCUCUGUCUUGCACAUCUCCAUGAUGGUUGUGGCAAUAUGAUUUUAUCAUGAGUUAGUCGGGGGUCUAUGACAGGAUGCUUAGGACAUGAAUGAACACUCUAUUUCACUGAGAGUCUCUGGUACCUAAUCUGCCAAACAAUCAAGUAUUCAUUUUUAAAUCACCCCCAAUUCCCCCCGCCAUGCCUCAAUCUCCUCCCAAUUUCGACAAACGUGCU
Molecule: messenger RNA, 937 nt
Organism: Aspergillus alliaceus
Lineage: Eukaryota; Fungi; Ascomycota; Eurotiomycetes; Eurotiales; Aspergillaceae
Product: tetratricopeptide repeat protein
Exons: 1
Coding region: 76-714 (212 amino acids)
Molecular function (GO): protein binding
Source: RefSeq, a predicted model, not a curated record